Molecule: messenger RNA, 1023 nt
Organism: Kwoniella mangroviensis CBS 8507
Lineage: Eukaryota; Fungi; Basidiomycota; Tremellomycetes; Tremellales; Cryptococcaceae
Exons: 6
Coding region: 1-1023 (340 amino acids)
Biological process (GO): kinetochore assembly; mitotic sister chromatid segregation; mitotic cell cycle
Cellular component (GO): nucleus; MIS12/MIND type complex; chromosome, centromeric region
Source: RefSeq, a predicted model, not a curated record
AUGCCACCUACUCGGACCACCACCAACAAGACACCCCGUAAACCCGCCGCGCACCCCAUAGCUUCCUCGAGCAAACACACCCUCGACGCCAUACCUUCCGCUGACGUAACGGAGAGUAUCACAGCUGACUACGUGUACAAGGCAGUCACAGAGAGAAAGGGGUUGAAUGAAGAAGAAAGAUCUAGGUUAAUCCAUGAGCUUGUGGGCUUUCAACCUCGAAAAUUAUGCGACGAUAUAUCUGAAGUAGCUCGUCAGCAAGUGUAUGUGACCAUCAGUGCGAUUGAGUCUUGGGCGAGGGAAAAGUCGAAUCAUAAUCCGAAAUAUGAGACUGAGUUGAUCACCGGCUUGGUAGCACUUGAGACUCUCCUGGAAUCACAUGUAGAUAAAGCCUUCGACAAGUUUACUGCAUGGGUGUUAAGGAAUGCUUUUGAGUUUUCACCGGAGUUGGAGGUUGUUCUGCCAUGGCAAAAAGGUUUGGAUUUCCAACGAGGCGAAUACGUAGCGAACUUACCUAAAGGUCAAGAUACCCUUGACGAAAAUUUGGAUGAGAUGAGAUUGAAAGUCGAACAGGCCCGACUAUUAGCUCACAAGCUCGAUUUGGCAGAAGAGAAAUUAGAUAGACGAAUAAACAUAGCCAAACAACGCAAAGCAGAAGUAGGAUUUAUAAAACAAGUUAUUGAUUCUGCUGGAUUGAACUCACUUGAUACACCCGCACAACAAUUUCUACCUACCCUAUUAUCCCUACAGGAAUCACUCAAACCACUCGAGCCAUCUUCAUCCACGAUCGGUACCGGUAUGAAGAUUACGCCGAACCAACAUACCAAAGCUUGGGAAUUGGGUAGAUCAGCAUAUCUCAAUUGGGCGUUAGGUAAAGUUAUCCUUAACACUACCAGCAGCAGUACGAUACAGAGUGGUGAAGGUGGUGGUGGAGAUAAGUUGAUAGAUGUUGAGAGUGAGAUAAAGCAGGUCAUAGGUGAUGAGAAUAGCAAAGAAGAUGUAGAGAAGCUUUUAGGGAAUUUAUAA